Haliaeetus leucocephalus (bald eagle) is the source of this 1921-nucleotide messenger RNA. It is a transcript of the gene TAMM41, whose product is annotated as TAM41, mitochondrial translocator assembly and maintenance protein, homolog (S. cerevisiae). NCBI's taxonomy places the organism in Eukaryota, Metazoa, Chordata, Aves, Accipitriformes, Accipitridae. Gene Ontology annotation, molecular function: phosphatidate cytidylyltransferase activity. Gene Ontology annotation, cellular component: mitochondrion. The record is from RefSeq and is a predicted model, not a curated record. Gene Ontology annotation, biological process: cardiolipin biosynthetic process; CDP-diacylglycerol biosynthetic process. The transcript is spliced from 8 exons. The coding region runs from base 42 to 1007 and encodes 321 amino acids.
GGGCCGGGCCGGAGCGGAGCGGGCGCUGCCCGGUGGGCUCCAUGGCGCUGCCGGUGCUGUCGAGCUCGGGGGUGAAGUUCCGGCGGGUCCUGGCGCACUUCCCUCAGGAGCUCAGCCUGGCCUUCGCCUACGGGUCCGGAGUUUUCCGGCAGGCGGGGGCCUCGGCCGGGCACGGCGAGAACAAUAUGCUGGACUUUGUGUUUGCUGUUGAUGACUCUGUGACCUGGCAUAUGAUGAACUUGUUAAAGAACAGGAGUCAUUAUUCCUUCCUAAAACUUUUUGGGCCAAAACAGAUAAGUAGUAUACAGAGCUAUGGAGCAGGGAUUUACUACAAUACUUUAGUGCCAUGUAAUGGUAGGAUGAUAAAAUAUGGUGUAAUUAGCACUGAUACCCUGAUUGAUGAUUUACUUCACUGGAAAACCCUGUAUGUCGCUGGACGCCUCCAAAAACCGGUGAAAAUACUGACACAGAAUGAGAAUAGCAAGCUGCAAGCUGCUCUUGUUAGCAAUCUGAAGAGUGCAGUCACAGCAGCCUUUCUCAUGUUACCAGAAAGUUUCUCUGAAGAAGACCUCUAUAUGCAGAUUGCAGGACUCUCCUAUUCUGGUGAUUUCAGAAUGGUAAUAGGAGAAGACAGAUCGAAAGUGCAGAACAUAGUGAAACCUAAUGUUCCCCAUUUUCAGAAGCUGUACAGUAACAUAUUACAGGACUGCCCUCAAGUGGUAUAUAAGCACCAUCUGGGAAGGCUAGAGAUUGAUAAAAGUCCAGAAGGUCAAUUUACGCAACUAAUGGCUUUGCCAAGGACUCUGCAGCAAAAGAUAACUUCUCUGGUAGACCCUCCUGGAAAAAACAGAGACGUGGAAGAAAUUUUACUGCAGGUUGCCCAUGACCCUGACUGUGGAUUUGUGGUGCAUCAAGGCAUUUCAGGAAUUGUGAGAUCUUCCAGUAUAGUGCAGAGUGCUAAAACCAUACUAACAGCUGUCUGGUAUUGGGGCUUACAUCCUAGAUGAUGAGAUUGUGCACAUUCUGCACACUCACAGCUAACUCUGACCCUGCAUCCUUGGAUUAGAAAAUUGCCAAGUAGAAGACUGAGUCAGUAGCAGUUUGAUAUUGGAAGGUGAGUUUGUACAGACAACAGUAGAUGAUGAAACUACAUCACUGGGCUUUAACUUCUUACAAAAUUAAGUGGAUUAUAUUUAAAGGUUGUACUUGCAUAGAUGCUGUUAAGCAAAGCAUCUGUUUUCUUCUGCUUUACUUUUAUUUAAAGAAUGUAUCUUCUCUGUUCCUUGUCUAGUUUAUUUGUGACUAAUUUCAGCAGGAUUCUCUUCCUAAUAUAAAAUUGAAAAUGAUUGUGUUAUUUGUAUUGAAAACAACAGAAGAAAACCCAGAACCCCAACCCCUUCUGCCCUUCUGAGUUCAUGACUAAAAUGAUGGCUGUCCGAUGUUCCACUUGUAUUAGUGCAGCUGCCCAUGUGGUACCUUCCAGCCCUGUUCCCAUCCCCAAUAAACCCAGGGACUGCAGGCAGCAAGGCUGUGGGCUGGGGUCGCCUGUAGCCUCCUGCAAGCCAUUCUGAAAUCACAGUGGUAAGGGCACAUCUGGAAACCUGAGGUGAAAGCCCACUUGUUCUGGUGAGAUAAUUGAUCUUCGUCUAGAAAUUGCUAGCUUGAUUCUUCCAGUGUUGAUUCCCCAAUGCAUCUUUGAGCUGAUAGGUGGGGAUAUUCAGAAGGGCUUUACACAGUCUUUUGGUGUCCAGUUCCUUUAGGCAGGCGUGUUACUUUUGUCCAGUGACCUACUGCUGGUGUCUUUGGUUUAGAAGAAAUUCUGGUGACUAAACAACCUUUUCUUAUAGCCUUGAAAUGUAUGUAAAUUAUGUAGCUUACAGUGAGUUAGAAUGUAAACUAUUAAAAAAAUUUCUCAUCUAAU